AUGACUUCAAGGUUGGACCGGCUCCUCCUCCUGCUGGACACUGGGUCUUCGACCUCGGUCAGGAAGACAGCAGCAAAACAAUUAGCACAACUUGCUGCAAAAAGCGUGAUAAGUGAUGUCGCCGUCGAAGAAGAUAUCAAAACAAAUCGCCACCAAUCGUCACUCGGCGACCCCUCUUCUUGGGCCGAGCUGAUGGCCGUUGUAGCACGGAUUAUACCGUAUUUGCAUUCGAAGUCAUACGAAACGCGAAACGCUGCAUCUAAUGCUUUGUCGCAAAUAUUCUCGUUGGUCCCAGUCUGGCAGCCAUCGUCGCAGAGUAGCCCAUUAAACGGCAAAGAAAAAUCAGAAGAACAAUGCGCCGUACCGGAGUUUCCUUCGUUCUCUGUGCAAGAACUCAUACUUCAAGGGAAACUCCUCCUGGCGUCAUCCGGCAAGGAGUUUAUCAAACCUACUGGUAUCUUGUCCAGCUCGGCCGAAGUCAAGAAGGCCCGCAAGGAGGCCAUGGGUCGCCUCGGCCUUGAAUUUCUCGACGAAGCCGGCGACGAAAUGGAACUUGAGAAGGAACUAGCAGAUAGUGCGCAGCAAGAUGCCGACGUUGAAAUGGAGAACCCUCUCAAAAUUGAAGAACCCAUGCCACCCGUUUCGCCGAUGGAUAUCGUGGUCGAUACGAAAGUCAAGGAGCCAAGUCCAUCGCGGUCGGCCACCCCUGUCCCAUCCCCUUCAACUGCGACUUCCACGGUGCCCGACGCUGAUAUCUCUGCUUUAUCGGCUCGAGAGCGUAAUCGACUCAAGCGUAAGAGAAAACCAGGUAAUACUGCAUUCGUAGCUGCCCCUCCUCCGCAAAGUCCCGGUACGAAGUAUAAUGCCGCUCCCGUAGGUGGUGCUGCGAACAAGGCCCGUCUAGUGGCCACGGAAGACAAGUCGACAAAUAACUCUCGUAUGAGCAGCCCUAGCGGCACUAAUGGAUCCUCACCUGAGAAAGUUGUCAUCGAUCCAACGAAAGGCGGUGCCAUUUCCCCGAAAGCUGCUCAACAGUCGAAAGCCCUCGAAGUUAAUCCUGGACAAUGGGUUUGGGACGGAGUUGUCAAAGUACUUGAAGUAGAUUUAUUUAGUGCAGCAUGGGAAGUCAGGCAUGGCGCUGCCAUGGCUCUACGGGAGGUACUCAAAGUCCAAGGGAAAUGCGGCGGUAUGAAAGAUGGGGCAAGCGCUGAAGAAAACGACAUCGCACAUGAGAGGUGGUGUAACGGUCUCGCCUCCAAGCUAUUGUGUGUGCUAGUACUCGACCGAUUCGGCGACUUCGUUUCAGACCAGGUCAUAGCGCCUGUGCGCGAAAUCAUUUCUCAGACCCUUGCAUCGCUUCUGCUCCAUAUGCCACGACGCUCUCUAGUCCAUGUUCACUCAAUCCUCCUUCAAAUGAUUCGUCAGGAUUUUCCUAUACCAUGCGCCAAGAUGUCCGAACGUGGUUCGAAAGCUGAUGCAGCCAGUAGUCACAUAUGGGAGGUUCGCCAUGCCGGUCUUCUCGGUGUAAAAUACGAAGUGGCUGUCCGAAGCGACCUCUUCGAAGCCAGCUUCAACGACAUGAAGCAAGAAGACGACACAACUGUUUCUGGAAAAUCCAUUCUUAGGGACGUGGUUGACGCCGCAAUAUUAGGGCUAGGUGAUCGCGACGACGAUGUCCGAGCUGUUGCUGCUACGUCUCUACUACCAGUCGCGCAGCACAUUGUGGAACAGAUUCCUGAGUCCCUAGAUCAAAUCUUGAUAGUUCUCUGGCAUUGCCUAUCUGACAUGAAAGACGAUCUCAAUUCGAGUGUCGGUGCUGUCAUGGACUUUCUGGGAAAACUUGUGACCUACGACAGAGUAAUCGAAUGCCUAGGGGGUGAUACGGUAGCGCUUCCAUUAUCAACUCUGGCUCCUUCGCUCUUCCCCUUCUUCCGACAUACCAUUCCCAAUGUCCGGCUCGCGGUGGUGAAGACGCUUGACUCUUUCAUGAAUGUCCCGACAUUACCUCGCGACUGGGUAUCUUCUUCAUUCCUCCGCCUGCUCUUCCAGAAUAUGGUGGUCGAGGAACGUCAAGAUGUCAGAGAUGCUAGUCUCGUUGCUUGGAAAACAGCGCUAUCAAUCUUGGCCGAAACACCUGGUCGCAUGAAUGACACAAUCACCCAACAGCACAUCCUUGAGUGGUACGCAAUGAUGAUGACACCUCUGGGUGUUCCAAUCGACCCAUCGGCUUUCUUCCAUCCAUCACUCGCCAACGAAGGAGACGCGCCCGUAGAACGCCACAAUGUUGAUAAGAACAUGCUAGCCCAGGACCAGUCGUUAAUCACUGUGGAGGUCACGCUCAGGGCUCGAGUUGCCGCCGCUACAGCGAUGUCGCGCUUGAUAUUUAGCUGGUCGGAAGAUCUAGGAGUUACCGACGAGCUGUUUCAACCCAUCCUGUUGCACUACGUCGAUUCUACGAGCAUGCUCCAGAAGUUCCUGGCGGCCAUCGUCUCGGAGGAGUGGGCGAAGCUAUACUCGGCGUCAUUCCCCAAGACUCUCCUAAUUGAGAAAUCAGUCCUCGCGCAGCAGCUCAGCACCAAGACGUUAGCUGCGUUACAGAGUAACCCGCCGGCGGCCUACCACGAAAUGGCGUUGACGCUCUCCCGUAUCCAUGCAGAUUGUAUCGCUCUCCUUCACUCGUUUGCCUCUGACUGCAAACUGCCUAUCUCGUCUAUUCCAUUCCUUGGCAAUGAAAUCGACAUCACUGGUAGCAAGGAAGGUUGCUUCACCAUAGAGACUGCGAACAAGGCAGUCGGCCCCAUGUAUAAUCAACUCAAGGACAGACUAGGAAGAACGAAGAAGCGAGAAGUAUCGAUCAUCGCUGAGAAGCGGAACCAAGUUGUAGCCAGCAUUGAGCGGUAUAUUGAGGUCAAAGGUCUCCACGACAUCAGAGUGGCUGCUGCGUUCGCCGCCUCAUUCGUCGCGUUCAAGAGUACACCAGAUAAAGUCAGUCCCGUCGUGAAGGGCCUGAUGAAUGGUAUCAAGAACGAAGAAAACAUCGACUUGCAAACACGCUCUGCAGCAGCCGUCGCGUCUUUCAUCGAAUUCUGUGCCAAUCACAAUAUUGCCCAGCCACCCGACAAGAUAGUAAAGAAUCUAUGCACCUUUUUGUGCCAGGACAUUGAACAGACGCCGACAUUUGCAUACACACGGAAGACGUUGCAGGGCAUUCUCUCCUUCCAAGCAUCCUCGACCGAUUCCGGAGUUCGAAACGGCAAAUUCGGAUCGAAGGGAGAGAAACCCGACGCGCUCAAGACGGACGAGGCAUCCAAGUCCCGUCUAUCACGGCGAGGUGCUUGUUUAGCAUUCGCCGAACUUUCAACAAAGUUUGGGCCGCGGUUGUUGAGUGUCAUUCCUAAUAUGUGGCAAUCUAUGGUUGGCGGUCUACUUAGUGCCUGCGCCUCUGAUUCUCCUGACAAGUCUGACGCCCUAAUUGAGAAGCAGUAUGGCCAAGACGUGAUCGACUCUCUCAGUGUCUUGGAGGCUGUAGUACCUGCACUUCAUGAAGACCUGUGGCCGAAGCUGGUUGAAAUAUACCCGAUGGUGGCUCUUGCUCUUCGUAGUCGAUUUGCCAUCAUGCGGCAGUGCGCCGCCCGCUGUUUUGCAACUGUCUGCGACGUCAUGACCGCAGAUGCCAUGCAAUACGUCGUAGAGACCAUCCUACCGCUACUUGGGGAUCCUCUCGUUCUAUCCAACAGACAGGGCGCUACCGAACUUAUUUAUCAUACUGUUCAGAAGCUCGAUAUCAAGGCUCUUCCUUAUGUGAUAUUUAUGGUUGUCCCGGUGCUCGGCCGAAUGAGCGAUCUGGACGAUGACAUUCGAUCAACGGCCACGAACACCUUCGCGUCGCUUGUUAAGAUGGUACCUCUUGAGGCCGGCUUGCCCGAUCCUCCGGGCUUCCCCGAAGAGCUAUUGAAGCGACGAGAAGACGAACGACAGUUUCUUACGCAGUUACUGGAUGGUAGUAAGGUUGAACAAUACAACAUCCCUAUCAAUGUCAAAGCCGAACUCAGAAAGUACCAACAAGAGGGUGUCAAUUGGCUGGCCUUUCUGGCUAAGUUUCAGCUUCACGGAAUUCUUUGCGAUGAUAUGGGUCUUGGGAAAACACUGCAAUCGAUCUGUAUACUGGCCAGCAAACACUUCGAGCGUGCCGAGCGUCAUCGGGAAACCAAGACGCCCGAUACCGUCCACCUUCCCUCGCUUAUCAUCUGCCCGCCAACACUCACAGGCCAUUGGUAUUACGAAAUCCUCAAAUACGUCGAUAACAUAAGGCCGGUCCUCUAUACCGGGAAUGCGAGGGAGCGUAACCGUCUCGUUUCAAAGCUGAAAUCGUUUGACGUGGUCAUCACUUCUUACGAAGUCGUGCGUAACGAUAUCGCGAGCUUGGAAGAGAUGAAUUGGCUGUACUGCAUCCUCGACGAAGGUCAUGUCAUAAAGAACGCCAAAACCAAACUCACCAAAGCCGUCAAAUGUAUUCGAGCCCAGCAUCGCCUGAUUUUGUCGGGGACACCAAUUCAGAACAAUGUCCUUGAAUUGUGGAGCUUGUUUGAUUUCCUGAUGCCCGGCUUCCUGGGCACUGAGUCUUCCUUCAACGAACGGUUUGGGAAGCCUAUACUCUCCAACCGCGACGGAAAGGCUAAGAAUGGCGAAGCUGCGGCUUUGGCGCUCGAGGCAUUGCACAAACAAGUUUUGCCUUUCUUGCUUCGCCGGUUGAAGGAAGACGUGCUGAAUGACCUUCCACCGAAAAUUAUACAAGACUACUACUGUGAAUUAUCGGACAUUCAGAAACACCUUUACGACGAUUUCGCCCAGUCUCAAGCUCGGUUAUCUGCUGAGGAUGCUGUCAAGUCAACGACCGCAAAGGGGGAGAAGGGCCAACAACACGUUUUCCAAUCAUUGCAAUACCUCAGAAAGUUAUGCAACCAUCCAGCCCUUGUACUCAAAGACCCUGAGGCGCUAUCUACUGCCAUGGAGAAGGUCAAGGGCCAGACCACAGGCUUGGCCGACAUUCAAAAUGCGCCGAAGCUCCUCGCCCUCAAACAACUUCUUACGGAUUGUGGCAUCGGCGCAAGCGCUGCACAAAGCACCACCGAUCUCGGCAAGAGCGAGCUCGUAGACGUGCCAGAGUCGUCCACUGGCGCCUUCUCUCAACAUCGCGUUCUUAUCUUUUGUCAGAUGAAACAGAUGCUCGAUAUCAUCGAGACUGAUUUGUUCAAGCAACACAUGCCAUCCGUUACCUACAUGCGACUUGACGGCGGCACUGAUUCAAGCAAGCGACAUGCGAUUGUGCAGACCUUCAACGCUGACCCGAGUAUCGAUUGCUUGCUUUUGACAACACAUGUCGGAGGUCUCGGUCUGACUCUGACUGGCGCGGACACCGUAAUAUUUGUUGAACACGACUGGAACCCAAUGAAAGAUUUACAAGCCAUGGACCGAGCCCAUCGUAUCGGUCAAAAGAAAGUGGUGAACGUCUACCGCCUAAUCACGAAGGGUACACUGGAGGAAAAGAUCAUGGGUUUGCAACGCUUCAAACUCAACAUUGCAAAUUCCGUUGUGACACAGCAGAACUCGGGUCUGUCGUCUAUGGAUACCGACCUCGUCCUUGAUCUUUUCCGGCGGACAACAGAAGAAGAAGAUGCCGCUGCCGCGGCGAAGAAGAAGGCGAAGGAGGCCGCUGGUCCAGUGUCCCAAAAGAAUGUACUGCAGGGCCUGGAAGACCUACCUACUGAGGAUGAGUACCAGGGCUUGGACGUAGGGAGCUUCAUGGGCUCUCUUGGGAGAUGA
Molecule: messenger RNA, 5823 nt
Organism: Pleurotus ostreatus (oyster mushroom)
Lineage: Eukaryota; Fungi; Basidiomycota; Agaricomycetes; Agaricales; Pleurotaceae
Gene: MOT1
Product: TATA-binding protein-associated factor mot1
Exons: 17
Coding region: 1-5823 (1940 amino acids)
Molecular function (GO): TBP-class protein binding; DNA binding; ATP-dependent chromatin remodeler activity
Source: RefSeq, a predicted model, not a curated record